AUGGGAACAGCUGCACAAUGCAGCAACGACGGCGCAUAUUUCUUCGGUGAAGCUUACACGACGUUCUACAACUCGGCACAUGUUGUUGUAAGUUACUUUUGAUUCAUCGCUCACAAAAAAGUUUUUUUUUCGAGUCAUAAACUCAAAGUCUAACUAUGGAGUUUUCAGUUAGAAUAAGUUGAAUUCUAAAUUUUUCCAAAUAAUGCCAUGGCAAGUCAGUAAAUAAUUCAUUUUGCUGCUUAUUUUUCUUCUUAUUUAUUUCAAAGGGAUGAAUGAAGUUGUGAAAAUGAGAUUUUUUUGGUUCAAAAAAAUAUGAAAAAAAGCGGGACUCCUAUUUUUUUCAUAUUUUUAAUGAACGCGUCAUGAAUGUAUGAAAAAAAUUCCUCAUUUUUUUAAAUUUUUCAAAACAAGCAGUAAGAACUUACAGCAGAAAAUUGGAUUUCCAUCCAAAAUUCUUUCCUAUUUAGCCCCUAGGAACUAUUUUUUUAAAAAAAUUACCAUUAACUCUAAAAAUAUAAUCUUUUUUCAGGUUGCCGGUCAAGUGAUCCUACUUAUCGAAAUAUCAUUACUGUUUCUAUAUGUCGUUGUGGUGCCACUAACCGUCGGCUUUUUCGACACAGUUUCUUUUUUUCAAGUUGUCGUAGUCGGAACAAUAUGGGGCGUCACGGCUUUUGCUAUUUCAAGACAUAAACAUCAGCUUCUGAUGCCUUUCAUGGUAUUGAAGGUCAGUUAGAAAGCUGAAAAUCAGAGAGUGUUUUUCUUAUCUGAAUAAGAGAGUAGUUUUACUCUGCAGUUGGGAGUUUCUAAAAAUUGGCCAGUAUACUCACUUAAGUGGAUAAAAUCCUUGGAAAUCUCGACUUACACAAUUUCAUAGUUUUGAAGAAAAAACAUAUCAAGUUAACCCUUCAAUAACCUUUCAUAACCAUUCAAUUUUGUAAAAAUAGCUUUUUUUUUGGUAUUUGAGCUCGUUUCUCUCUAAACGAAUGAGUUGGCAGUUUGAGACAUUAAAAUCCUUUUUCCUGUAGUGGAGGCAACCUUUGGCCAAAUCUCAAAGAAUUCUACGCCGUAAAAAUGAAAUACCUUCCUUGUGAGAAACAUUUUGUUCAAAAAGUACUUACUUUACAAUUUUUUGGAAGGAUUCUAAUUUUUGCAGGCUUGUGAAAUUAUCAUGUAUGCGAUGUUCCUGGUUGUGGCGGCCGUGCUCGCAGUCAUACGAAAAUCGACGUUACUUCAGUUAAUGCAAUGGAGGAUCACCACUAUCGAUCGUUAGUUCAAUCGUUACACUCGUAUUUGUUGCCAAAGUAUCACGAAGAAAAUAGUUGCACAUUAGAAGUACUGGAAAUAGUUUUAAAUUUCGGGUGCAUACAGAAUUUUCAAAGUAAAGAAGAAUUUUCGAACUCUUGCCAAUAUAAUCGAAAUGCUUUAUUUGGUAAUAAAAUCGUUUCGAACAGCUAAAAUUACUGUCAUUGUCGUUGUCAUGAAUGAAAGUUUCAGGAUUGCGACAUGAUUAAAUUAGAGCGUAGUUUUUUGUCAGAUGCCCAGAAGCAGAAAAAUAUCUUUCAGAAAAACUGGCUGAAAACUUUUAAAACCGGUAAAAGUUAUGGAUAACGAAUUCUACCUAUUUUCGUUGUUAACAGCGAAAAAAUUUGUUAACGAGAAAAAGCUCAAGAUUUUCAGACUCCAAUCAAGGCGCGCACAUUGUUGGGCUCCUUCUUUUUUUCCUUCUCCAAAUGGUCUACAAUACCAUCGCACUGCAAACAAUUUACGACGUCUACGAGUAUUUCAGUCACAGAUCGCGUUUUCUCUUCACACAAGAAAGAAAUCAAGCAUAUCAGUACUUUUUUUGA
Caenorhabditis auriculariae is the source of this 1847-nucleotide messenger RNA. Lineage: Eukaryota; Metazoa; Nematoda; Chromadorea; Rhabditida; Rhabditidae. The record is from the annotation of a GenBank genome assembly.